CGAGUGAUGAUACGCGCUACACGCUAUCAUGAAGUAUUUUAUAAUUUUAUAUACGGUAUUACGAUUGAACUAUGUAUUUGGAAGUUGUAAUCUAUCACUGAAAGAGGACUUCGGCAGUCCAUCGCCAGUUUAUUUACACAAUGGCGAAUUCCUUGCCCCAAACUCCGCGUCAGGCCAUAUUUUAUUACGAAGAUCGGAAAUCGUACAAAUCGCUUGUCCCGGACAUAAGCGUUUUGUUUUGUUGGGAGAUGAACAGACGCAUUUAGACGUUUUGCCAGUCAAAUGUGUUACGGGCAAAACGUUUCGUAGUGACAACGGGUGGGUUGGCGAAUUAAAGGAGGUCACAUGUAACGGACCUCCUUGGUACUCGGCGCAGGAAACGAGACAAUACUGUUAUGGAAGGAACAAAAUGUACAGUACCGGCUACAAUAUAUCAGGUGAUUUCCAUAAAUUGUACGAUUUAUGCUUCGACAAAAGUCUCUUUACGACGCUGUACUCCAAACAUGAGUUGACGCCUGCCAGUUUCUUCAAACAAAUUAGUUCCCGCCCUUCGUUUAUAGAGGGUGAUUUAUUCGGUAAAGUGAGGAUGUCCCAGUUGUACAAAAUUGAUAAUCAAAAGAAGCGUUUGCGAGAGAUACUUGGUGAUGGCAUGGACGAGAAGUACAUUACGAAAAUACAGUUCCUGAAUCGUGGUCACCUAUCGCCCAAAGCGGACUUUACAUUGAGCGCGGAGCAACGUGCUUCCUUCCACUAUGCCAACACUGCACCGCAAUGGAUGCGAGGUAACGCCGGCGAUUGGGCGGCAGUUGAAGAUGCAGUACGACGCCGUGUUCACGACCUGAACACAACUGUUACAUUAUACACUGGCGCUUACGGCGUUAUGACUUUGGCGGACUCGGCCAAUAAGCAUCGAGAGAUUUAUUUGUCAACAGAUCAAAAUAAUAAUGGUAUUGUGCCUGUGCCAUUGUACUUUUUCAAGUUGGUCUACGAUCCCAAGAAGCAGACGGCUGUUGUCUUCGUAUUAAUUAAUUCUACAUAUUAUACAGAAGCGAGAAUUGACGAAUUGUCAUUUUGUCAAGAUGUCUGCUACGAGAACUCGAAAUAUAAAUGGCUAAAAUGGCGGAACGACGGCACGCACAGCUUUUGUUGUGAAUAUCACGAAUUUGUUGAAAAUAUCAAUGUUUUACCUCAAUUAAAAGUUAAAGGACUGUUUUAUUAAUAUCGAGAGAUUUAUUUAUUUCAAUAUUGGCUGUGUGUAUUAGUAGUGUCAACACAUUGGCGCCUUUAAUGGAUGUAUGGCCAGUAUUGCCAACUUAGGAGGCCAGGACAUUAUGUAGGAGAAUUUUAUUUUGUAAUUUAAAUAUGUAUUCAUAAACAUCGAUAAAACUCUGAAGCUUUUAUAAUAUGCAUCAAAAAUAUAUUCAAGUAUAAAAUUUCGAUCUUGCAGUGUUACAGUUUUUUUUGUAUAUUUGACGUUUGGAGUUUAUAUUUGGUUUGUUGGUUGGGUUUUAGGCCUCAUAUAAAUUUUAUAGAAUCGUGCAUUAAAAAAAGAACUCUUGUAUAAAUUACCCCUUAAAUUAAUGUACCAUUAUAUGUGUAUGUAAUUCCUGAUGAUGUAAUAACCAAAUAGGAAAAUCCAAGAACUUUGAAGUAAUAUCUUUUAUAUUUUAUACAUUAUUUUAUUUAUCUGGUUAACCUAUAUAAUAUCCUAUAUCUUUGCUAAAUUCAGUACCGUCGAUCGGAACCCCAUGGCAUAUAGGGCAGGUUGGUAUCACUGCGUUUGUUGUGCUUUAUGACAGACAAUAAAUUAUAGAUUUGUAUGCUAUCUGUGAAUUCUAUGUUUUAUUUUUUGUGUUGUAAAACUGUUAAUAGUCAGUGUAAACAAAUUCAUUAUGUAUAUAGAAAACCUUGAAUGUAAUG
Molecule: messenger RNA, 1920 nt
Organism: Pieris brassicae (large cabbage white)
Lineage: Eukaryota; Metazoa; Arthropoda; Insecta; Lepidoptera; Pieridae
Exons: 8
Coding region: 29-1219 (396 amino acids)
Biological process (GO): apoptotic DNA fragmentation
Cellular component (GO): mitochondrial inner membrane; nucleus
Molecular function (GO): single-stranded DNA endonuclease activity; nucleic acid binding; metal ion binding
Source: RefSeq, a predicted model, not a curated record